Molecule: messenger RNA, 13637 nt
Organism: Malaya genurostris
Lineage: Eukaryota; Metazoa; Arthropoda; Insecta; Diptera; Culicidae
Product: serine-rich adhesin for platelets-like
Exons: 12
Coding region: 3465-8846 (1793 amino acids)
Biological process (GO): negative regulation of DNA-templated transcription; regulation of transcription by RNA polymerase II
Cellular component (GO): transcription regulator complex; histone deacetylase complex
Molecular function (GO): transcription corepressor activity
Source: RefSeq, a predicted model, not a curated record
GCCACACGGUUCGACGUCGUUGCCGACGAUGUGCUCUCUAGUCCGCACGGUUUUGUAGACGGUCGCGCUCAGUUGCUUCAGUUUGUUUCAGAACAUCAUCAUCAUCAUCCCAAAAGGGCCAUUGAAGAAGUCACAGCAGCAGCAGCAGCAGCAGCAGCCACCAUUAGAAACAACCAGCAGAGUGAAGAAUAAGAAGAAUGAAAAAACGGCGGCAAGUUUAAUAGUAUUUUCCAGUGUGGUGUACGGAAAACUGUGUAUAGUUUGUUAUUUUUUUUUUGUUGUUGCGCGGUGUCUGACCGUGGAAAGACGAUUGCUGCACAAGUUAGAAGUUUUGAUCAGUCUACGAGGUCGUGCCACGUCCCCACGUGGAUGCAGGUGGUAAUCCGAUGACAUCCACCACCACCACCACCACCACCACCACCACCAUCGCAACCGGAGGAGCAAAUGGGAGGAAAAACUCCAAUCCUGUUGUCGCCAUCGGAUUUCUUCGAUCGAGCAGAGAAAAAAAAAGUGUGAAUAAAAUUGUUUAAAAAAUCAAAGAGUGAGACAAACGGCUCUACGAGGAGUGCUCAAAAAUAUCUGUACAUAACUUACCUGUACGAAAGUUUUAGUGAAUGAGUUCAACCCAAAUUGUCUAUCCUAAAACAUAGCUAGUUAAAAUAGUUGUUUCAAAACGGAAGAAAACGGAAAAAAAAAUCUUUCCGAGUGAGUUUCCUAGUUAGAAGAAUAAUACUUUUUUGCUGAUAAGACACCUUUUAAUCUCCGAGAAUACCUGAUGGUUAGUGAAUUGAAACCACCACCAUAUUGAGUGAAAAGUGUGAGUGAAUCGAAACUGCUUUUUUUCCCGACGGACGGACCAGAUCAGACAGACGAGACCGACACAGUAGUAGGAUUAGCUGCCGCCCCGCGUCCUCCUUCCCGACCGUUGUUUUGUGGCACAUUGCGACUGCCGACGGGAAUACGAGAUAUUUCCAAAUAGCUGUCGAUAGAAUUUCAACAAUUCAUCAAGCGGAAAACUCGUCGAGUCUCUCAGCGGGAUAGCGACAGCAGCCAGCAGAAGAAAAAAAAAUGGGCCAACGAAUCAAACUCAAGACCAAAUAAGCCGAGCGAGAGCCGAGUGGUGCGCGAGGAAGACGACGGCCAUCGGAGCGACUUCGGAGAUGGGAGCUUCUGCCAAAAAGGCGAGGAACGUCGUCGUCGUCGUCGUUGUGGGCAGCGAGCGCAUUCUGGCGGGGCCUAUAAAUGUAAAUUGAAUAAUUAAAAAUAAUUCCUCCUGUCGUCAAAGUCGUUCGUCCGAAAGCGUGCGGGUUCGCGAAGAAAGUGUGCGAGCGCGUGUGGAAAGGCCUGGGAAAAGUUAUGGGCAUUUGACAUCGUGAAGAAUUGCGCUACCGAACGACUGGCGGGAAGAGACCACCGAACAUUCCUUUGCCAAAGACGCGGGUGGUUGAGUGCGUAGUGUGACGAAGAGUAGGGCACACCGACCGAAGCCCCAAGGAGCACCGAAGCGAGUGAAGCGGAGGCAAUAAAACCGAAGCCAAUCUCAAGCAGAAAAAAAAAACGUAGAAGAUAUCAGUGAAAAUCAGAAACCAGACUAAUUUCAAGUGGAAAUUGUGUCGUUGAAUUAAACUGUCCAUUCUCUGUCCAUCUAUCUGGUUCUGUCUCUCUGUCUGUGGUGCCUCUUUGGAUGGACCACGCAAUCCUGUAACGCCGAAACGGACUGACUCUGGCUGGGAAUCUGUAAUGUUCACGGAAGCCGAAAAUGUAGCUCACGGAAGCUGCCUACCGGCCUCUAGCCUGUUUGUAGUCGUGCUGUUCGCAGAAGCUCUUCGAAGGUUGUGCAAUAUUUUACUACGUUAAUUCUUUCUAUACUCGACGGCACCAGCCGGUAUAACUAUACUUCCGUAGUAGUUUCCUGAAACGUAUUAGAGAAGAAGAAAGAAAUAAAUACAUAGGAAAGAUGUUAAAUAUUUGUUACUCGGUAGCUUAAGUGUAACUGUGUCAGCGAAAUAUGUAUAAAACCGAUAUUUUCUAUCCGAUUUUUACUCAGUGUGUGUACUUUGUAGGAAAAAAAACCACUCAAAUCUCAUGGGGUUGUGAACGACAAAACAAAAAGAAAUCUCAAUCACUUUCCACUGUAAAGUUUUAAACGGAGAAAGUAGCAUUAGAAAAAAAAAGUGAAAAAAUUACCGUCCUUCGAAGAAAAGAAAAAUUUUAAAUGUAGACUAGUCUCUAGGCAAAAAACAGAAGAAGAAGAAGAAAAAAAAACAAUAAACAAACUUCGCACCAAGUCAAGUCAAGUGUUUGUGUGUGUUUGUGUGCGAGUUAAUGUGCCAAAAUCGACAAAACAAAACAACAAGAAAUCACACGGGCGCAGUUAGUGAUACCGGGAAUGAGCAGACGAGUGACAAGCGCGAAUUCGACCCGAAAGUGAUUAAUCUCAUUAGCAGACGCGGUACAACAGCAGAAUUUAUUAAAUAAUCCCUGCCGUAAAUAAUAUUUUUUUCCGCGUUCACGCCCCCAAACCAUCAUCAAACGCGACGUGACCGUGGUGUGGUGUGGCUGCUGGAAGGGCGAAAUAUAUCUUGCGCAUGGAAAAUUAAUUGAAUAAACAUAGCAGCAGACAGCGGCUUGCUCUUCUCCUCUUCCUCUAACCGUGCGCGGAGGCCCUUGCAGGAGGCGGGUUCCGGAGACCUUACACGCGUCUGCAUCAUCUCCUAAUAAAUAUCAAUUUUCCCGAGUGGAGUCCCCAUUGGCUUAUCCGAACUGUGCCGGUGGGAAAAAUAACGUACUCGAAAAUACGAAACGAAAAAAAAAAUACGGAAAAGAAAGGAUCGAACGGAAGCAUUAUCCCAUCCGUCGAGAAGGAAGUUUGUGAUUAGUGGGAUUACUUUAUGAUAAGUGAGGGCCCAUUUUGGUGUAAGUGGAUAGAGCGAGAAAAUAAAUAAAUGAAAAAAACGUGGAAGAUCAGGCAAAUGAAAACAGUGCUAAUGAAAAGCAUUAUUCAUCGCCGAAUCUGAGUGUAGAGACACAUACUCCUACAUCCAUCCGACAUACCGACAGACAUCGUCUGAAAAGUGAUCGUUAUUCAAUCGGUGCGGGGUAAAAUUCAACGGGAAAAGUAGGCGUUGAAAAAAAAGGUGGUGUCAACCUGAACUGCCGCUGUUGUGGUGAUUACAACGCGCAUAGACACGCAUCUUGGUAGGCUAGGCUGCGUGCGUUCGUGCGUGCGUCAGUCAGUCAAUCAGUGAUCAGUGAGUCAGCCGACAAAGUGUAAAUCUUCGCCGCGAAGGUCAAAAUCAGUAACGUAGCGACGUAGACCGACGCCACCCAGUGACCCAGUGGCACUGGAAAUAAGCGGAUCUCGUCGACGGCGUUCAAAGUUCCAGCCGUGGUAGCGGGAAGGGUGCCAUCAGUCGCCUUGGAGCCCGUUUCAACGUUCGUCACAAUCGUCGUUGGACCGCAAAAUGGCCGCCGUCAAUUCGGUACAAAACAGCAUCCGCCUACCGCUGGCCGGCCUGGCACCGCCCCGAGUUCUGAUGUGUAGCGCCUCGAUGGGUGCCGAAGGUUCCGUCACGUUGCAGUUGCGUGAAGCCGUCCAGGCACCGGAUGCCGCCGGAACCGCACUGUCCGAUCACGGUGGGCUCACCAUCGGCUAUCCGGAUCCGGAGAUGUUAGCCGAUAUGCUCGGUUCGUUCCAGAGUGCCUCGGCUGCCGGGUUGGUGGAGCAGCAGUCUUCCGCAGUGAGUGGCGGUAGCAAUUUUGAUCUCAUCCAGGACAGCAGCAGUAGCAAUUGCAGCAGCCGACAGUCCGGGCUGGACCCGGUCGAGCAGCAGCAGCAACAUCAGAACCUUACCGGUACUCUGCUGGGCAAGGCUUCAUCACCCACCGGAUGUAGUAGCAGUAGUAACACUAGUGGUAGUAAAUCAAACGUCAGCUGUAAUGUCAAUGGGAGUUUGACGCUGAGCGGUGGCAGCAUUAAGAGUGAGAUGGCAACCAAAAUCGAUAAGCUGAACGGAUGCAUUCCGGUGAUCGGAUCUGCUUCCUCCUCUCCCAGCAGCAGUAACUGCAGUACCAGCAGUAAUAGCAGUAAUAGCAACAGCUGCAGUAGUAGUAAUAGCAGUUCCAAGUCUACUACAGCAGCACUAGCAGCGGUGACGGCGGCGGCAUCCGCUGCCAACAGUGCCAAUGGCAGCAGUACAACGGUCGUGUCCGCCAGUGCCGUCGCCGCCGCCGCCCUUGUUGGUGGCCAUAGCAGCCGGAGUGACAGCACCAGUAGCUGUAGUAGCAACAGUAGCAGCAGCAGCAGCAGUAGUAGCAGUAGUAGUAGCAGCAGUAACGGUAGUUGCGGCAGCUCCAGUGGCAGUGGAUCGUCGUCGGUCGCGGUCACGGUGAGCGGGCUACCGACGGUGGUCAAAAAACCACUGCCCAAAACCGUCUCCCCGACACGACACGGUCCGCAACAGUGUCAGGUUUGCAGUAAAGUGUUCGGGAAUGCAUCGGCCCUGGCCAAGCACAAGCUGACGCACAGCGACGAACGGAAGUAUGUUUGCGGAAUGUGCUCGAAGGCGUUCAAAAGACAGGACCAUCUUAACGGUCACAUGCUGACACACCGGAACAAGAAACCGUACGAGUGCAAGGUCGAAGGAUGUGGCAAGUCCUACUGCGACGCCCGUUCACUGCGAAGGCACACCGAGAAUCAUCACAGUGCUGCCGGCGGACUAGGAGGAGGAGGAGGAGGAGGACUGUCGGGAGCUUCGACACCGACAUCCAGCCCGACGGCAUCGACUACGCUUUCCGCGAUGACGAUGGCCAUGACGACGGCAACGGCUACGACAACGUCGAUGACUACCGGCCCACUCAGCCUCUCGCCGGCCACCGCCAGUGGUGAUGCAAGUUCUCCCCAUGGCGCAACCUGCAGCAUCCAGUUCACUUCCGCACCGACAACGGCACUUAGUUCCACCAGCAGCAGCAACGGCAACGGCAACGGUUCCAACAGUUCCUCGUCCUCCUGCAGCUCCACCUCCGCUACUGGUUCUUCCAAAAGUUUAAACAACAGUAGCGGUGGGCAUCUCAGCGAAACCGGUGCCAUCAGCUCCAAGUCCCCGUCGCCGAGCUCGCCUGCCAGUGGCAGUGGCAACGAAGGACUGACCCGUCAACAGCUGGACCUAAUUACGCAGAUUAUGCAGCAAACGAAGCAGGCGAACGCGGCCGCUGCCGCUGCCGGACAGAAAGUGCACCCCCGGCCACGAACGUGGAAUAUGCAGCUCCAGCUGAGCCAGCACAAAGUGAGCACCGCAUCCGUGAUUCCCUGCUCGAUCUCCACCAGCCAAAGCAGUUCCCAGAGUAGUAGUAGCACCACAAGUUCAGCCACAAUCGCCGCCACUAGCAUCCAAUCGACCACGGCUUCGGAGACGACCACCAACUCGAUAUCGACGCAAAACUCCUCCACCGGCCAUGCUCCGAACAAGACAGACCAGAAACCGGUCGAGUGUAACCUGUGCCAUCGAAAGUUUAAGAACAUCCCUGCCCUCAACGGUCACAUGCGGCUGCAUGGCGGUUACUUUAAAAAGGACACCGAAACGAAGAAAUGUGAUAAAAAAGAACAUACCGGACCGCCGCUGCAGACCGCCAGUGUCGGGGUUCGGGCCCUGAUCGAGGAGAAAAUCAUCAACAAGCGAAGCAAGGAUUUGAAGAAUCUGUUGUUGAAGGGUUCGUUCGUGGUACCGGCAGCACCGUUAACCGCCCGUAGACUACUGGAAGCCAGUGAGGCUCUGCUAGCUCCCAAGACAGGAACGGUUGCCAUCGUUUCCACCCAAAACGGAACUACGCAAAUCAUCAAUCCGAAAGCAACCAUCAUGGCAACAUCCGCCGCUACUGGUGGUGGUACACUGACGACAUCCAACGCUGCUGAAGUCAAAGAUGCCACCUUGAUUGAACUGUUGAAACGUGGUACCAAGGUGGCGGUGAAGCGUACCUGUUCCGAUUCCGGUCAAUUAGCAAUUACAACGCAGGCAACUCAACCGUCGGUUGCCACGGCUGCCCAUACCCGAACGGUAGUGCUUCCGGCAAACCUGAACAGUGCACCGUCCAUACCAGGAUCGACACCACCGUUGACACUGUCAAUUGCAAACAGUUUGACGACGAAUGGCAGCUCGACGGUAACUGCUAACUGCGACUCUUCGCCUCUCUCACUUACAAUAUCACAAGCGCCUUCCGGCAGUGCGGAUGUGUUCACUCUAGCCUAUUCCACCGAUGCCACCGGCGCUGCUGCCUUCUUUAGUGAUAACGACGUGUACAGUGUUAGUGAUACGACCAUGCUAUUGCAGGCCGUAGACUCGAUACAGUUGCUCCAAGAUCCCGCAUCCAACGAUCAGCUGGACGAGAUUGCAUCUCUCUCCGAUUACACUACCAUCAACGAGCAAACGUUUACCACUUCGCGGCAAUUGCAGGCCGUACUGGAUUCGCCACUUCCGGAAAGUCUGGCCGAAUUCAGUGCACUCCAUUCCAAAGAUUUCAUUCUUUACGGCGGCGGCGGCAACGCUGGCAACACUUCCGAUCCAACCGGUAGCCAAGCUUCUAAUUCUCCACUACCGUCACCACUGGCCUAUCCGACACCUCCGGCAUCACACGAAGCUGUGGCGCAAGCGUCUCCCUUCCUGGACGAUUCCCGACACUUUUCCGAUGCCAGUUCGUUCUUCGAUGACAAACGUCCAACCUCUUCGGCUAACUUCCUCGACGAUGGUUUCUUCAAAACGGACUCCAAAGACGUCAAAUUGAGUGAUGAAAAAAUUCUCGCCCUGAAAAACGAGCUACUGGAUGAGAACAACGAUCUUUUCCGAAGCAACAAAAACAUCCUGGACGAUCACUGUCAUGAGCUGUUCAAAAAUGAAGACAGUUUCUUUGUAGAGGAGUCUCCGGCUAGCAGCAAACAACCGUCGUCAUCUUCGGCGUCCGUCACCACCGUGGAAGAAGUUGGUUCACCAUCGAAAAUCAAUCUGGACUUCCUGGACGAAGCUCAGGCAUUUAUCAACGAAAGUCGAAACGCUUCUUCGCCACUGUCGAAUGCAUUCUUCUCGGCCACCAUGUCAAGUGCGGAGGAAGUCAAGGAAGCCUUGGAAGAAGUGCUACCGAGCGAUGAAGAUGUGGUCAUCGCCGAAGCCGACAUCGAUCUGUACUACCUGAACGGACUGACGUCACUGCAGUCGCAGAUGAUGUCCAACUCGGAUGAUCCGCUGUUGUCGUCAUCACCGAAGGACUUUGCCCACCGGCAGCACCAGAAGUUUCUGUUCGAACAACAGCAGGAAAUUCUGGCAGGUCCGCAACAGACGCCACCACCGAACAGUAAUAGCAACAGCACCUUCUCACCACCGAGUGCCAAAAAACAGAAAACUGAGACAGAUGCCUCGACGCUGACCAGCGUCGCCAGCAGUGAUACGAACGAAAUUCCACUAACCGUACAAACAGAGCAAAUUCCAAAAGACAACCACAGUGACUCCGUGUUCCUUAGUCCGAGUAGUAUCUCUUCUAGCAGCAGUGGCAGCAGCAGUUCACCAAAGCUCCAACAUGCCUUGCUUCGGAAACGACCUUCCUUGAUGCCUCCGACGGUAUCGAUCCGUAAGUCACCCAGCUAUCACUCGAAGCUACGGAAAUCUACAUCGGCAGUUCCCGUUACGCACUACACUCCCCAGCCGAUGUUGAAUCCUGGCCGAACUGCUCCCGGACUGUACUCCGUAAUCGCUUCCACGCUAGCCAAUCAUGCGAGCUGUUCAAUGUCCGAGUCGACCGUGGAUAACACUUCGGAUAUUUUUAGCGAACCACCACUUCCCAUUCGGCCCCGAAUCAAUCUCGGACACGACUACCAAGCUGCCAUUCCGGACUGUAUCACAUCCAGCUACCACAAUCAGCAUCAUCAUCAUCAUAACCACAGUCAUCCAGUGGAUCAGCACAUGUGGGAUCCUGCGGUAGCUCAGAACGACGGCCAGAUUGCUCGUUUCGUAGAAUUGUCCCGUUCGUCUGCCGUGCCGCUGGGAUGUCACUCCGAGGAAACGGCGUUGAAGUCACUACUGGAAGCGCAAGGAGAAAUUCACAUCGCCAUCCUGAAUCUAAUGCAAACUCCACCGGCUGGCAUCCAUCGACGGUGGGCGGCAAACGAAAUGGAACAGUUCAUCCGAGGUCUCGAACUGUACGGGAAGGACUUUUUCCGAAUAGCAUCCGAACUGUUGCCGGAAAAGUCCACCGGUGACUGUGUCCAGUUGUACUACUUCUGGAAGAAACUUUGCGUGGACUACAAAACCACUCAUCUGCUGCAACAUGGAGACAAUUCGAUGAAGUUCAUCAACAUGAACGUUAGUGCCGAUGAGUUGCUACUGGACCACAUCGGUUACACUACUAGCACUUCUGUUAGAUCCGGAUCCGGUGGAAGUGGUUCGAAUGCCGUUACUAACGGCGGCAGUGACGUGCGACCGCACGUCUGUGAGGUUCCCGAUUGUUCAGCGAGUUUCUCGUCGAAGGCCGCCCUGCACGGUCACAUCCGUAUUCACUGUAUCGGACGGUCGGCAGUACACCUGAAUGGCACUACGCAAAAUGGUAAUUUCUUGAGUACUACUGCCGCUGGUAACCCUAUUAACCCUAACCACAUACCAACAAAGGAUGAUUAUCCCUGCAAGGUGUGCGGCAAGGUAUUUAAUAAGGUAAAAAGCAGAAGUGCCCACAUGAAAUCCCACAGACCACAGGAUGCUAGCGAUCAACUGCAGCACCAACUGCAACUGCACCAACAGCAAAUUCAACAGCAACAGCAACAACAGCAGCAGCAACAACAACAACCACAACCACAAUGUUCAACGUAAACAAAAGCGAAGUUGACAGCUGUCAAAUGUCAACAUGACACAUAAACAGAUGAAACAAUGUUAAAUUUCGAGACAAUCUUAAACCAGUGCGGUAGAGAAAAAAUAUGCACACAAGUGUUGUUACAAACAAACCAACAAAAGAAAAACAAUAACAAAAAAUAGAAAACCGAAAGCCACCUCGAAUAUUAAUCAUCAAACUUUUAAACCCGUAAUGUCGAACCUGAGCAAACCAUAGUAAUGGAGGUUGUAAAGCAAAUCGCAAAUAUUACCGAGCAAAAUCCCACUGAAAACAAAGUAAGUAAACAAACACAAGCACACACACACACACACAUUCAACAAACACUAAUUGAAAAUGCGUGAGCGAGCGCAGAAAAGCGAAAAUAAAAUGUCAAAUUAUCUGAACAUCUAUAUAUACAACACAUACAUUGAGGUGAAACUUCCAAUUAUUCAUAAAAUUAUAUAUUAAUAUAAUAUCUACUUUAACAUAAGCUUAGAAAGGAAAAAAACUGUUUUUGUAUACUUUUUGUUGUUGAACUUUCUACACUUCAAAGACAUAACAAUGUACAUACAAAAAAAAACAUUAUAACAAAUCAAUUGUUGAUGAGAAAUCUUGUAUUCUUUUUAAAUCUUUUAGCAAUAGUGAAACACAAUACAAAAGUCAAAUCAAACGAUCGAUAACAAAUCAAAAACAAAACAAAAACAAAGAAACGAAUACACUGGGCGUGGCCUUUUUAUGAAGACAAAACUGAAAAAAUCGGAGAUUUUCUGAGUUUUAGCGAAGCUAUUUCCUACCGAAAACUACCACCACCACCACCAACCGCUACCCAGAGUGUGAAUACCGACAUGCCCCAGUCCCGCCCUGGAGAAUAUUUACGGCAUCAAUCAUCGCGUGAUGAUGAUGGUCCAUUGAAAAACUCACUCACUCUCACACACACAUACACACAGGAAAACAAAACAAACGAAAUGCAAAGCCAACUAAGUUUUUCUAUAUUAAAUAGUCGUCCUCCAUUUCUCUAAUCAAUCUCUCGAACUCCAAACUCUCAUAGGUGACUUCUUAUCUUUCCAGUAUUAUAGAGAGACAAAACAAAACAAACAAACAAACAAUAACAACAACAACAACAACCUGAGGUACCACGAAAUAAUAAUCGGAGUGUAAGCAACUAUACUCUCGAAUCGGAAGGAAAAUAGUUCAACCGAAAAGGAUAAGAAAGUCUAUAUUCUUUCUCUUGUAGAAACAAAAAAAUGCGUACACUCUUAAACACACACAUAGACACACACAGAUACAUGAACACGAAAACACACAAUUUAGCAUAAUAUUUAACCCUUAAAAGGAAAAGUAAAUGACGAAGAAAAAAAACAUGGUUGUACCUAGAACUUAAGUGUUGAUCGAUGUCCCUAAUUCUAUAUAUAUAUAUUAUUAUGAUACAGAAAUAGAACAGAAACUACACAGCAAACAUUAAAGAAAAGAAAAAAACAACCUAAGGAAAAUGACAAAAAAUAUAUAUUAUUAUUAUUAUAUAUUUAUUAAUUAGAAGGUUAAACUAUUGGUAAACUUCGUACUGUGGUGGAACCCGCGGCUAGAAGAAAACGGAAGAAGAGAGAAGUUUAUUUAGCAGACAGACAAAACGGAAACGGAAGAAACUAAACUAACCGACAGAAAGGAAAAGCGUGCGAAAACUGCUCAUUUUGGAUUUUGCAAAACUUUUUACAAAAAAAAACUGGGCGUUCCACUCCCCGCUUCCGACAUUGACUCGUUUCGACUGAUUUGUUGUUGCUCACACCAUAUCCGCAUAUCCGAGAACGAAGGAAGAAAGAAGAAAAGGUCAACCAACCUUCUCAUGCUCAAGAACAAAACAUGGCAAUAAUAAACUCGCUCACCCGGGUUUUUUCAACGGGCGUCGAGAGGAAAUAGUGGUAUGAAUUUCGAACGCUCAGAUAGCCGUAGGAAAAAUUGAAAAAAGAAAAAUAACAAACAGGAAACUAAAGUUGUGACAUUUAUUCUAGCUUUUUAUUGGUUGUGAUAUUAGUUUAUUUUUUCUUUUUUUUCCGAAUCGGAAAAGUAAGUAAACAAAAAUAGACUCAAAUUCGGUGGAAAAAAAAUUAUUGAAGAAGGUUUUGAUCGAUAAGCAUUAUUGAUUGCGCUAGGUUUUUGAACCACUUUGGUACAGCAAGGAUAGUUUGCAUCGGAAAAGAUCUAGGCAGCCCAGAACACGCAUCAAGGUAACCAAGACAACACGAACAGUCUAGCAAUUUCUUGAUAUGACUUCAAACAUGCACUGGUUACUAGAUCUACGGCGAACACGUGUUCGCUUGUAAUUCAGUGAAAAGAAAGUCCAUUGGACUAUAAACGAAAAUUAACUGGCAAUAUAGCCUAAGUUGCUGUGCCAUCAAAUCGGCGUCCUCUCAAAUGAGGUGACUCUAAUCAGAACAAGAAGAAUAAGAAGAAGGCUCCAAAAGGUGGUGUAUGAAAAUGGAAAGCUAUGUUGACAGUUCAACGAAGUCAAAUUGAACUGACUAGAUUUUUAAAAUUUGUGAUUAUUGAACUCUUAAAAACGUACUCUUAUACGCUACGAAUAUCAAACACCUGAGCUAAGAGCAUAACAUAUCUCGCUCGAGUAUGGCUGUGUCGGUGAAAAAAAAAUCAUUUGUUUAAAAAUAAUUUUCGUUUUUUUGUUGCACAGCAUGAACUGUUGUCAACUCUCCUAUGAUAGCCGUUCCCACGUGAACCCUUGAACUCUACACUCCAAAAAAAAUGAAUUUUACAGGUGACCUAAUCCCUCAUACGAUGUAAUUCAUAAAGACCUAAUUUGUCAAAUGACGGAAAAUUUUAUUUGUAAUGACUUAAUGUUAGAUGAGCUUGAAUUUUACUGGUUUCGACUGUAACUUGCGUUCUGCUAGCAGGUGCGACUGUAUGAAUUCAAAUGCACCUUUUACCAACCAAGCAGAAGCAUGCUUCUGUGGCUCAGUCGAUUAACAGACGUACUUGCGAUCCAAUGAUUCUCGGUUCAAGUCGCGUCGGUUGAAUUUCAUGUCAUGGAGUUUUAGACACAAUAUUAAAUGUUUUUUGACGUAAAUUUGCGUGGACUGCGACGCUCCAUUUAUGUGCAUCUAAUAAGAUGUAAAAUCACAGGGUUUUUUUUAAGUGUGUACGUAUGAAAUUAUACCAAAAGUCUUAGAUUUUCAAUCAGAGCUGAGAAACUAAUUAAAUUCCGAUAGAGAAAAAAUCACAAAAAUUCGUCUUUAUUAGUUAACAAAUAUUUGUUGUACUGCAGACAUUUCUCAACGAAGUCCAUUUUACCGAAAAUCGUUUCACUGAAAGCCAUUUCGUCUCAUGAUUUGCUAAAAUCCUUUUGCCGACCAUAAAGUUUUUCAUAAAGCUGUUGUACCAAAAAUUUAAAAAAAAGUAAUCAGCAAGCAGAAUUUAGUAGUGAAUCAAGAGCUCUUUUCUAGUACAGGGUUGGAUAUUACAAGUCAAAAAAUGUAGGGGAAAGAGACUGAUAACUCACCCGAGAAUAGACUUGUGUUAUAGAGUACGGAGAAUCGUAACAUAUAACGAUUGGUUUACGUUCACAAAGUUUCACAAUUUUGAGAAAACAUAACUCCAAAAACAUCUACUUUUUCAUAAAACUACAUUUGUCUUCUGAAAAUGACGUCAUAUCAAAUUGUUGUUUUUGGCAAAAUUAUUUGUUUCUAAAACUUUGCAGUAGAUACUUAUGUAUUAAAAAUAGAUUCUGCGAAGAUAAAUUCAAAAAACAGUUUUUACAGUAAAAAUGGUAUAUCUCGAAAAAAAAUUUAGUGCAGAAAUUACGUGAAAAGUAAAAACACUCAAAAUCUUAAUCUCUUCAACCCUGUAAGGUGGAAAAAAAUCGAAAUUGGUACUAUCCCCUUAAUAAAAAUUAAGGAACAUCAUCCAACAGACGCGUCAUACAAUACUGAGAAACUUUUGUUAAGACAUCAAAGCACUUGAACGUCAAUGAAAGCCAGUAUAGACUCUUGACCGUAUUUUUUCAGUUUCCGACCACUGUGUGAUGGGUUUGAAUUUUCAAGCCUCAUUGCGCUGUAAUCCCAGAAUCGAAAGUCGGAAUCAGAUAAAAUUCAGCAAUUUUGCAUGGGAUCAUACGUCUCUUAAUUUGAAUUUUUGUUUAUGAAACUGAGCUGCUCUGUUCCCGAUAUUUUCUGAACCGGAGUUCGGUGUAGCCGAAGCCAGUUAUUUUUCACCUAAGAGAUUGUAAACCAUUUCAUUUGAUUCGAAAUUUAAAAAAAAAUCAGUGCAGCCAUCUUUGGGAAAACGUAGUGCGUUGCAAAUAAAAAGUUUUGGGUACAUCACGAAUACCGGUAAAACUGAAAGAAUAGUCACCCUGUAUGUCCUGAACCGGAAGUCGGAUCUGAUUAAAAACAAGAAGUAGAAUCUUAGAUGGAGGAAAUUGGUUCAGAGUUCUUAUUACUUAUCAUCCUGUAGAUCCGUCCCAGAAGUCGGAUUUAAAUUAAACUCUGAAACCUUGUAUGGGAGUAUAGAACUUUUCAUAUGAAUCUGCGAGUUUGUAAAAAUCACUUGAGCCAUCUCCGAGAAAAUUUUGGAGAUAUUAUUUGUCACACACAUCUCCUGAACGCAACGAACUGAUUCGAAUGGUAUCUGGAUGUAAAAAAUUAUGUUCUUUUAGUAAAUUUUUGCUGUAAGCAGUUAAAAUCAAUAUACAUAUGAAAUUGCUUUGAAUAUUGUCUUCUUCCUAAUACACAUGUCAUAUUGGAACUCUAUUCUAAAAACCUUUUUUAAUCCACCUAGUGGUGUAA